Onthophagus taurus is the source of this 785-nucleotide messenger RNA. Its product is annotated as NADH-quinone oxidoreductase subunit B 2-like. Gene Ontology annotation, cellular component: respiratory chain complex I. Lineage: Eukaryota; Metazoa; Arthropoda; Insecta; Coleoptera; Scarabaeidae. Gene Ontology annotation, biological process: aerobic respiration; electron transport coupled proton transport; mitochondrial respiratory chain complex I assembly. The record is from RefSeq and is a predicted model, not a curated record. Gene Ontology annotation, molecular function: quinone binding; 4 iron, 4 sulfur cluster binding; NADH dehydrogenase (ubiquinone) activity.
ACAGGUCAACCUGACCAUUUUAAAUUCCCCUAAAUGGAAGUCUCUGUUUUUAUUACGUAAAAAUCUCAAAAUAAAUCCAAAAAAUUAUUGUACGCAAUUCAUUUUUACAAGAUGAUUCGAUCGGUUUUGGUGCCUAGCACUCAAAAUUUAUUAGCUAAUAAUGGGUUAAAAGCUAUUUGUGGUGCGUUUGGGCCAUCCGUAAGGCAACAAUCAACACCGGCUCCAGUUCCGGAAUAUAAACCAUAUUCCCCUUUUAGGGUUAAAACUGAUAAUAUGGUCGAUUAUUCAUUGGCUAGAUUAGAUGAUUUGCUCAAUUGGGGUCGAAAAGGGUCUAUGUGGCCUCUUACCUUCGGUUUGGCUUGUUGCGCUGUGGAGAUGAUGCAUAUUGCUGCUCCACGAUAUGAUAUGGAUAGGUUUGGUGUAGUAUUCAGAGCAUCACCUCGGCAAGCAGACGUGAUUAUCAUCGCUGGUACAUUAACUAAUAAGAUGGCACCGGCUUUACGAAAAAUUUAUGAUCAAAUGCCCGAACCAAGAUGGGUUAUUUCAAUGGGAAGUUGUGCUAACGGAGGGGGAUAUUACCAUUAUUCUUAUUCAGUGGUUCGAGGAUGUGAUAGAAUUAUUCCAGUUGAUAUUUAUGUACCUGGUUGUCCCCCAACCGCUGAAGCUUUACUUUACGGAGUAUUACAAUUACAAAAGAAGGUUAAAAGAAUGAAUAUGAUCCAAUUAUGGUAUAGAAAAUAAUUGGUGUAUUAUUAAAAUAAAUAAAAAUUAAGAGGUUGUAAAUA